Messenger RNA from Bipolaris victoriae FI3, 1860 nucleotides. RefSeq lists its product as hypothetical. The coding region runs from base 1 to 1860 and encodes 619 amino acids. NCBI's taxonomy places the organism in Eukaryota, Fungi, Ascomycota, Dothideomycetes, Pleosporales, Pleosporaceae. The record is from RefSeq and is a predicted model, not a curated record. The transcript is spliced from 2 exons.
AUGUUUAAGACAUAUCCAACGUUUCUGUAUGACGAUAUUUCUACCUCAAAGACGAUCAGGCUGCUUAGAAUCGACUUAAGCGACAAAGAUACUCUCAAUGGGCAGCUCUGUACCAUAAAACUUGAAGAUGCUCCCCCAUACCUUGCUCUUAGCUAUUGUUGGGGAAGUCCAAAGAAAGAUGAUAGCUUGUGGUGCAAUGGUUCAAGAAUCCAGAUCACAACGAGUCUAUCUCAGGCUUUGAGAAGGCUAGCAGAUUUGCAAGAUGGCAUACCGGAUUACAAUCAUACCGAACCUUGGUUUUGGAUUGAUCAAAUCUGUAUCAACCAGCACAAUCCGACUGAACGGUCCCAUCAAGUGAGGAUGAUGGGUGAAAUCUAUGCGCAAAGUUACAGGACGCUUAUCUGGCUCGGACUACCCAAUGAAUCAUGUGAUCAAGCGUGGGACCUUCUUGACCUUAUCUUCUGUGUCUUUCGAAGAGAAUGUCCUAAUGCGCUCUUUCUUUCUGAUAUAAAGCUCCAACUUUAUGCUCCAACGCAUCAUGCUACAUUUGGCCUUCCGGAGCCAGAGGACUUGGCUUGGGCUCAUCUUCGUCAUCUAUUGGACGCGCCUUGGUUUAGAAGAACUUGGGUUAUACAGGAGACGGUCUUAUCCCCAAAAGAUCCAUUAAUUCUUAGGAAUUCUGGCGUUUAUCCUUGGGAGAAGCUAUCAUGGGCUGCUUCGUGGCUUCGACGAACGGGAUUCUGUCGUACCGAUAUCGUUUCCCAAAGAUUCUUGAACAUCGAUCUCCUCGCCAACCUUCGACGGUCUGUCGAGUCCUGGAAGCUACCUGCGCUACUGCAAGCAGUAGGUCCGAAGUUCGAUGCCACCGAUCCGCGGGACAAGGUGUACGGCCUUUUGGGUCUGGCUGCCGAGACUAAAAGCUUACAUGCAUUCCCACCCGCUUUAAUUCCAGACUACCGGCGAGAUGUCACAGAGGUCUACCGCGAAGUGGCAAGAUACUUAAUUGAGCGAUACCGAUGUCUUGCAAUGUUCACGUGCACGAUUCCAGGAUCGGAAAACAACAUCAUUCUCGACCUUGUUUGGUGGCGUCCUAGCAGACCUAUAUUCUCAUCUUGGGUACCAAGAUGGGAUGUACUCAUCGAGAAAAACCAGACAAGGAGUUUGGUGUGGCUAUCUUAUCGAAACGGAGGCCGUGCGACAGAAAUGGGAUUUCCAACACAUUACGCUUCCGUUGGGGGUUUACCUACAGCUAUAGAGCGCUGUGCUGAUCACCGAUGUUUACGACUUAAAGGUUUUCGGGUUGACACUAUUGCUUCCACGUCCUGUAUAUCGUCAAACUCAGCUAGAGAAAAAUUUCAGAAACAAGCUCUUAACAUAGCUCUCGAUUCACAGGGUGGGUCACUAGACCCCGCGUCGGCCGAUGCUUUCAUUGCAGCAAUAUCAGCCAAUGCUUGGCAUCUAGCAGGAUCUAACCCUCAACAACUCAGACGCAACGGGUACGCCUUCUUACUAUCCCAUCUCCAUAACACGAGCGGACUUUUCGGAAUUCGUAAACAUAUAUUGCACGAGGCUGCUGGCGGUGAUGCGGAUGCUUUUGUUGCACUAGCGAAGAACUUCGCUAUAAAUCGACGAUUCUUUGUAACGAAGCAAGGAAGGUUGGGAUUAGGUCCGAAGUGGACAAAAAAAGGUGAUGUUGUUAGUGUUCUGUUUGGUAGUGGUUUACCAUACAUUCUUCGCCCUAAAGGAAACACCCAGUUUAUGCUUCUAGGCGAAUCAUACACGCAUAGUUUAAUGAACGGCGAGUCUAUCGAGGCUUGGAGGUCUGGACGGCUUAAGGAUCAAUAUCUAGAUCUUCUAUAG